CGUAUAAGAAGUCUUGAAUAAGCAUGGCUCCCCCGGCGAUUCAGAGGGACCGGCCAGCCAGGACAGGAAAUGGAGAUAUGCCGACUACCGGCUCAGUUCUUCACCGGGAUGAAGGACAUCUCCCAACCCAUUCGACCGCUUCCUUGCGCCAUUACUUCUCUUUCUCCUUCAAAGACAGUUGAUUUGGUUGAGAGUCGGAUGUUUAUGCUGGGAAUGGGAUACGUGGGGCAAUUCUUCGGCCAUCAACUCAAAAAUGAAGGCUGGGUUGUGAAGGGGACUUGCAGGAGUUCAAGGAAGAAGAAGGAGCUCGAGGAGAUGGGGUUUGAUGCUUUUGUCUUCGAUGCUAGUGAGCCUGAGUUCUGCGUUUUGAGUUUUGUUAGUAGCUAUACUCACCUCCUUGUCUCCAUCCCUCCAGUUCCUGGUCUGGGGGAUCCGUUGUUGAAGAAUGUAGAGCUUGUAAGAGGUGCUUUGGUGGAUGGGAGUCUUCAAUGGCUCUGUUACUUGUCUUCUACUGGCUUAUAUGGUGAUUGUGCAGGUGCUUGGGUCGAUGAGGAUUAAGGAAGCAAUCCCACUUUGUAAUGUUUGAACUAAUAUUCACAUCGAAUGGAAGUAAUUAUACACAAACCAUACUGUGGCAGCUACCCAGCAAACCCUUCAAUUGAGCCAGCAAAAUCAAGGUUGCUUGCUGAGAAUGAAUGGUUAAGUUUCGG
Molecule: messenger RNA, 710 nt
Organism: Linum trigynum
Lineage: Eukaryota; Viridiplantae; Streptophyta; Magnoliopsida; Malpighiales; Linaceae
Source: the annotation of a GenBank genome assembly